AUGAUGGCUUUUGGGGAAACACUUGGAGAAUCAAACUAUUCCCGACAGAAAGCGAAAGACUUGGCCAAGAAAUUCCUUCCAGGUUUGUAACGUUUUUUUUUGGAAAUUCGAAACAAAAUAUUCCAUUUUUCAGGCGAAUUAUGCUGUGUUUGUGGAGAUGUCGCAUCUGGAAUUCACUAUUCGGUGCCUGCUUGCAACGGGUGCAAAACGUUUUUUCGUAGAGUCGUUUUAGAAGUCAGUUUUCUGUUUUGCACGUAGCACGUAAAAAUCGAUAAUUUUCAGAAUCGUACAUAUUCAUGUAAAAAUAACGGAGAUUGUAUAAUUGACAAGUCGAUGAGGUGUUCUUGUCGACAUUGCCGGUACAAAAAGUGCAUUGUCGCCGGAAUGGAUCGAGCAGGUAUUGAAAAUAGGUAAAAUUUUCGAAAACCUAAAAAACCUGUUUAGAACUGAGCAUGGAACGAAGGAGGAAACGAAAAAAGAUGAAUGGACUAGAAGGUUCCGAACCGAGUUGGGAAACUUGUGAUCCGCUCAUCAACCUGCUGCUGUCAAAAGAAACUUGGUACGUUUUCGCGACAAAAUUUUAAAAAAUUCUACUGAGCUCUCGUGUUCAGGUAUCAAAAAUUAUUGCACUCGGCUGCAAUGACGAUCCACACGUCGCUGAGAGAAGCCCUGGACAUGAACUUUAUUGCGUUCAACGACAAAAAUAACAAAGUACGUUUGUUAAUGGUAUGUUCUCCUAAAAAUCGUACAAUUUCGAUUGAUACAUCGAUAGUCUGCAAUGAUUCAGUCAUUUUUCAGUACGACGCACGGAUGGAUCCAAAGUAUCCCACAAAUUUUUCGUAUUGGAGAGCCAAAAUCCUCACGGUGCUUGUGGAAUGGGCAAAAUCGUUUGAAGUAUGCUUUUCACGUCUUUUCAUUCACUAACAUCGAACAUUUUUAGGUGUUCAGUCAUCUUUGCGCAGAAGAUCAGAAACGGCUGUACAUUCACACAGCUUUCUCGAACUUGGUGCUAGCAGAAGCAUUCCACACGCCGGAAAAGUACACGGAUAGGAUAGUAUUCCCAGAUGGGCUCUGCGGGUACGUGACUUCCGCCCAAACAUCAGUUGACUAUGACUCAUAUUCAGAUUCCGGAAUGUAGCCCAAUCAGUGUCAAGUGACGGAGUGUCGAGCAAAACAUUUGGAUUAACGCCCACGGUUGUAGCCGUUAUAAACGACGUACUUGUUCCAAUCAGAAGGAUGAGAUUGACUAAAGUGGAAUACGUCUUACUCCAAGCAAUCAUCUUCUUCGAUCCCGGUACGUUUUCUGACAUUUCCUUGGAAAAAGCAAAAAAAAGCAAAAAGAAAUCCGUCGAGCCGGAUUCGAACCAGCGACCUAAGGAUAACCACUGACUCUACAGUCCUCCGCUCUACCAACUGAGCUAUCGACGGCACGAAAGCAGCGGAGACGGGUGUAGAUGAAAUAGAGGGGUAAAGGGAGGAGUGGAGGCCGUCUCGCAGCACUCUCGUUUCUCUGUGUGUGAGAGAGAAGGUGAUGGUGGCCGAGUUUCGGUGGCCUAGGGUUCCCCAUUUCUUUUUGUGACGACUUGGAAAUGAAAUUUGUGGUUUUAUCGAGAGAAUUCCGCAGUUUUUUUUUUGGAAAAAAAAAAGAAAAUGAAAAAGGUUGUCCCUGCGAAUGAAAAAGCCCAAAGGAAAGUCAAACUUCGAGUUUCCGCCAGGUGGCCAGGACUAUAACCCAGUUACCAGUCUAUGACAAAUUGUAGUCUACGCACCUGUCACGGGAUAACUCUUUUUGCGGAGCUAAUCAAAUGACUUUGCUCACAUAAGUUACGAAACUGCAAGUCGUCGCGUGACGUGGAGCUGGACGAUUUGAGACGAUUGGACAUCAUCUGAAGACUAAUCGGCUUUUAGAUGAUCCUCGCAUUAGACCGAUGGCAUAUCCGGUUGAUCAACACAUUUUCAGUAUCUUAGGGAAUUGAAACGUCUUACAAAACAGCAGAAAACAACCUCGAUCAUUUGCACCGUGACCGAAAGUGUUCUUUGGAUACCGAUGUUUGAUUCCGAUCUGUCUAAAACCGGUUUCUGAAAUUUUUGAAGACCCGGAAGUUUUCUCAGGGUCAAAUUGUUACAAAAAGUGCAAAUUUUGUACGUAGUUGACCCCGAUGCGCUGUUACACCGAUAAGCGCGAUCAUUUGAACAUAUAUAUAUCCGAAGUGAGAAAUCGAGAAAUCAUAUGAACACAUUUGAGAAAUCGAAGUCAAUUACAUCUAAAAUGUGUAAAGUGAUCUCAAAAAGAAUCAUAAACCUUUUUUUUCAGAUUGUUUGUCACUAACUAAUCAUGGAUCCCAACUGAUUGCCGCCAAAAGAAAGCGGUUAUUGAAUUCCCUCCAGCGUUGGCUCCAACAACAGACAAAAGAUGCCAACGAAUCGGCGACCAGAUUCGCCGAAAUUCUGCUCAGAAUAUGUAAUGUACAGGUGAGUUUUCAACUGAACAUGAUCAUUGUUCCAUUUUCCUCGUAUUUUAAUCUCAGUCGCCAGAAAUACGAACGAAAAACAUAAUAUUCUAUGGGAUUAUUGUUAUUUCCACAGCUCAUUUCAAAAGUCAUAUUAGCCAACAGUUCAAUGAUUUUGUUGUGAAUAUCACCAAAAGAGGAUACAAUUUUCAGAAAGUGGCAGCGUUCAAGCGUGAAACGUUGUGCACUAUCGAAACGUUCGAACUGAUGCAGCCUCAUCCGUUUACAAUGGAGAUCUCGAAAAGUUAUCCGGAAUUCUCAUACUUCUAA
Molecule: messenger RNA, 2780 nt
Organism: Caenorhabditis sp. 36 PRJEB53466
Lineage: Eukaryota; Metazoa; Nematoda; Chromadorea; Rhabditida; Rhabditidae
Source: the annotation of a GenBank genome assembly